AUGUUAUUUACCACAACCCUUCUGAUAUGUGCAUGUUUGGUAAGAAGCAAAAAACCAUUGAACCAGCGACUUCAAGCAACUUGGCGACUGGAAUGCGAAUUAGGAAUUAUUUCUGAUCUGGAUUGCCCCAUAGACGGUGGUUGGUCACCAUGGUCACCUUGGUCAGCAUGUCAUGGGACUUGUGAUAACGUGGGACAUCGGAAACGCUUACGGAAGUGCAACAACCCAACGCCUUCUAAAGACGGCAUGCCUUGCAAUGGUCUAGACGAACAAAUGGAAUCUUGUUAUUUAAUUAACUGCACUACGGACGAUUACCGAAGAUUAGUUGAAGGAGAUAUUUCCAGAGCUCAGGCAUUUAACCAACUAGAAGCUAUGCCCGCAUUCAUGGAUAGAUGUCUCCGAACGGAAUGUCCUUUUGAAGCUGUCGUGGUAGCUCUGACGAAAGAAAACACAUGGCAGUUAAAUUCCGAAUCCUUGUGGAACGCGCUCCAAUGCGUUAAACACGAUAUAGGCUGCCACGUAACGGGGGAAUGGGGAAUAUGGGGCCAGUGGUCACCUUGCGGAGCACGCUGUGGAAAAGGGCGGCGGUGGCGAACUAGACAAUGCGAUACACCCCCUCCAUCUGUAGCUUAUUUAGUAUGUUCAGGUACACCCCUGCAAUAUGAAGAGUGCGAAGGUGACCAAUGUGCUAUUGAUGGAGAGUAUACGGAAUAUAAUAUAAGCGGAUCGUGGGGUGAAUGGUGUGAGUGGAGUAAAUGUUCUGAAAAAUGUGGACCUGGAAUUCGACAAAGAAAAAGAACUUGCAUAGAAAAACAUGUAUCAAAUUUUGCUAUUACUUGGGGUACACAUUGCCGUGGGCAGUACGACGAUUUACAAGUGUGCAGCAAUAAAAAAUGCUUGCUUGAUGGUGGAUGGUCAGGGUGGAGUGCUUGGGGGCCAUGCUCACAAUCUUGCGGAGCUGGUAAGCGAUUGAGGACUAGAUCUUGUACAAGACCUAUACCCUCCGACGACGGAAUGGGCUGCCUUGGACCUAAGGUAGAAGUAGGAUCUUGCCAUCUUAAUCCCUGUGAAGUUUAUACCCACAUGAUAGGCGUAUUUAACGGAGAUUCCUUUUUACAGUACCACUUUCCACGAAAACGAUCAACGUUCUUUCAUUUUUAUAUACGUUUUAUGCCAUUAUCUCCUCAUGGAAAUAUCAUUCGCCGAGGUACAACACACAAUCCACUUAUACGACUUAGUUUACACAAAUGGCAUGUCUGUCUGGAUGUCAAUGGAGUGAUCAAAUCGUGUAGUAUUCCCAGAAUGUGCUCUCCGUCCGCUUUAGAACCAGCCACGUGGCAUACACUUGUAGUUACUGUGACCAAUGAAGCAGCCAACUUAAGAAUUAAUGACGCAGAAGCUUACAUUCAAGGUUCGUUCUCUUGCGAUCCAGAAUUCACAAAUGACGUAAUGAAUAUAUAUCUCGGUGAAAGAUUACAUGGUGAAGUUCAAGAGAUUAUACUUAAUUUUAUUCCAUUACGUAUGAUCAUUGAACGAGAACGUAGAACUGACCGGACUGAUUUCUUUCCUAGCUCAGCAUCCAAUAUGGCUUACGAAAAAGCGAAUAUGGAUGAAGCCUAUUUGAAUAUCCAAAUAGAUCAAUAUUUAAGACUUCCAUGCUUUCAAGUACAAGACGAAUGGCAGUUAGAAUUGACAAUUAAGUAUAAACGGGAUGGUGGAACUUUCUUUUUUUUACCAAGCGGUAUAAGUAACAAAUGGUUCUUUAUGGCUUUGCAAAACAUGAGAAUCAAAAUAAAAUUUGCUCAUGACGACUUCAAGUCUGAAGCUACAAGUGCUACUGAAUGUUUGCCAGAUCAAUGGAUUGAUAUUAGCAUAGUAAAAAAAAGAGAAACAAAUACAAUAGAAGUUUCAUUGAAUGCUGGAGAACGCCUCCAUGUACUUUUGAUGGAAGAUGUAAGAGAUUACCAGGAUAACAGUAAACGGUUUAGAUCAUGUAUUACCUUUAAUGAGUUGGGAGGAAAAGAGUCCAUAAAAAAUAGGCCAUGUAAAACAUCACAUUAUAAUGAAACAAAACAUAAAGAAAUAUGUAGUGAUGAUUUUUUUGUUGGCGGACUACCUUUAGAUAUACAAAAUAGCCUAUCCGAAGACUUCACACCUUUUUCCGGCGUAAUUGCAUAUGUAAGAGUAAAUAAUGAUUUAUUAGAUCUCCAUGACUACACUAUGGAAAGAGAUAAAGACGGUAUAGUACAAGUAUCUUCGCGAACAGCAAGUAUAUCGGGUUCGUAUCAUGAAACUGCUUGGGGCGAAUCAAAUAAACUCAAUUUGACCUGCCUUUAUGCUCGCAACUCUAGGUCAAACCAUGGUCCUUAUUGGCUCUAUUGGGACACUGUACUCCAAUUUAACAAAAAUAUUCGAUCUGAUGAUGAUGGAAAGGUAUUAAGAUUAUUAGUUACAGCCGAUAAUGAUCUAAAAGGUUUCUACACAUGUCGAGCACGCGGUAAUAUUAUGCGAACUCGAAAUUUUGUUACUUAUGGAGUGCUUGGUAAAAUUAACUAUAAAUGUUCAAGACCCGACACGAUAACUGUUAUAGCCGUCCUCACAACUAUUGCUCUUGUCAUAUUUACUUUAGCAUGGCUUAUUCUAGAAGGUUACCAUGAUGUUUGUAACGGAUAUGGGUUUUAUAGGGACGCACACUUGAGUCCAGAAGAAGAAGCCGAGGUAGUAUGUAAGUAUAUUGAUCAAAAUCUGAUUGGAUCCGUAAGUGCCGUUAAUUUAGCUAAAGCUAACGCUAGACGAAGAGGUAAGCGACUAGCUAGUCGAGCAAGUUUUGGAGCUCAAGAGCCAGAAGGUAUGCGAAGAAUAGAAAAUGACGUUGAAGAGAUAUGCAGCGACACUGGAUCGCAUGAGCCAGAUGAGUUGCCCCCUCUGCCUGAAAGCAAAAUUUUGGGCAUAGAACCAUCACAUGAAGUAUAUAGAUGUGAGCCAUCAUAUGUUAGCUCACCGCGACACGGUUCGAAUAUAACCUCAUGCGGAACAAAAUUAACCUCAUCUUCAGCUCAUACUUCACCUAGAUUGCUAUGCACACGAUUACCGAUGAGAAAUAAAAGUUUUCCUAAAGAAAGUUUUCCAAGAAAAAAUACGAACAGUAGGUGCCGUAUGAGAGAUAAAACAAGAUUAUUUACUAUAAAAUCUUCGACAUUGGUUAACAAAUCGCCGGUGCAAAAAGUCUUGCAAAAAUUUCAAGACAUAAAGAGUGAGGACGCGUAA
Molecule: messenger RNA, 3267 nt
Organism: Pararge aegeria (speckled wood butterfly)
Lineage: Eukaryota; Metazoa; Arthropoda; Insecta; Lepidoptera; Nymphalidae
Exons: 1
Coding region: 1-3267 (1088 amino acids)
Source: RefSeq, a predicted model, not a curated record